GUGUAGCAGACUGUCAGAGGAGGCGACAAUGCCCAAGUGCUCGGCUGCAUUUUACAUUACGCUAGGUUUCUUAUCUCUCUGGACAACUGUAGCGUCAACAGGAUCCUGUGACUGCAGUUCUGAAAACUUGAACUUAUUAAAAGAUAAAUGUAACAACACAGAAGGAGUCUCUGAUUUAGCAUGCUACAUAAAAUAUAUCAAAAAGGAACUUAUGUCCAUCUGUGUAUGGACAGGAAACACGUCAACCUCAUACACACUUUACACAAAACAGAGAAAGUGUAGUUGUAUAGCUGUACAUCAGAAGGACAACAUUUGGUCUUCCAAUUACUUUCUUGUUGUCUUACAUUGGAAUGUGACGGCUCACGUUAUUGCAACCAGUAAAGAUCAGCCCUCGUGCACCUACAAAAAUUUCAGCGGAAUUCCAUCCAUGAUGACAAUGUGUGGUCCUCAUUCAAAAAUUACUUACAAAAGAAGCUCAGGCAAUCUGACUGUUUUGGUGGAGUGGGGAAAUGAAAGCAAACAUAUUAAAAGCUUUCUUGUAAAGUACAGAGAGUUCAACACUACAAGGUGGAAAGAGCAACAGUCUAUAGACAACAAAAAAGGUGUUUUAUUGAAUCUGACGCCAUCUCUGCCUUACGAGUUGCAAACACAGUGUGUCUCCAACAAAGAGUGUGUGCAUUGUCCACUAAGUGAGGUCAUCAUAGUUCCACCUGAACUCACAGAUGCACCAUCAAUCCAACUGGAGACUCAAGACCAUCAUAAUCUUUCUAUAUCACCAGGCCAGAGAAAGGUGGUCGUGAAGUGGGAGUAUGCAAACAGUGAGGCUGUGGCUAACUACAGUGUGACAGUGAGGAAAGUAUCCGGGGAACCCAGCAAUCGGGACAGUUUCAGUACUGAAGAUUCAUCUCUCACCCUGGUCCUGUCCUACUCUGCAUAUAACAUCAGCAUCAGGGCUUUAAACAGUGCUGGAUCGUCUCCUGUUUCCAGUAUAGCGAUGGAGCAAAUGGACGAAUGGAGGGAUUUGUUUGGUCCAUUCACUGUCAACAUAACCAGCAACAACAGUUUUAGUCUGUCCUGGAGCAGCUCUGACUCAAGUGUCUGUUACUCUGUGGAGUGGUGGGCCAAAGGACAGAUACCAGCUUUCCGUCCAUUCUAUGUGAAGCAGAUCAACAAAGAAAAAACAGUGAAAACCGAGAGCAUUUUUCGGCCCUAUACAAGAUAUUAUUUCUUCCUGCACGUCAGACCGUACAUAGACACCUGCAACAUGAAGAAUGUGAACGGCAGUGAGACGACCGGUGGCACAGCCCAAACUUACUUCAUUGAAGGAAGUCCUAUCAGUGCUCCUGGGAAUGUUAGCACUUUGAAUAUUACCCAGCAUUCCUCAGUUAUUACGUGGAGCCCUGUGUCUGAGGAAGACCUACGUGGAUUCUUAUUGGGCUACUACAUCUACUUGACAGAGGACAAUAAUGAAACUUCCUUCAAAGUGGAUCCCAGUGUAAACAGCUAUGAGCUGCAGAAUCUCGAAAGCAACAGUGUGUACCGCGUGCAACUAUCUGCAUUUACAGCAGUUGGAGAAGGAAAGCGCAGUGAUUCCACACACUUUGUCACAAACCGACCAGAUUUCACAGCUCUGAACAGCAUUAUAGCCGCGGUUGUUGUAGGAAUAAUAAUUCUUUUACUAGCUGUUCACUUCAGCUUCCGGCUUCUGCACAGAGCCAAGAAACUGCUGUGGCCGAGUAUACCAAAUCCUGAGAACAGCAAUGCUGUUCAGAAAAUUGAAAUUGCAUAUGAACUGGGUAUCCUGGAGCCACUAAUCAGACAGAGAUUAGAAGAAAGUGAGGGAUGUGAUUCCAGUACAGUGUGUGUCAUUGGGAGCAAGAGGGAGGCAUCUCCUCUCAGCAGCCCUCCCACUACACUUCUCCUCAGUGAAGAUGAGGACAGCCCAUCCAUCCCGGAGGAGAUCGCCUCACCUGACAUCCCAACACAAGUCCCAACCAGAGAGCCUGCUAUCAAAGAGACUUUCCCUACGGACUUGAAUAAAACAGUCUCCAUUUUGAGCACUUCUCUCAACGAAGAAGUCACAUCCUUUGAAAGCAAAGACCCUGGAGAGACCGCCUCCAACCCUACAGUAUCGGACUUCAUCCCAGCAUCCCAACCUGCUGUGGUUUUCAUGAGCGAUUACACUACCAUGGAGAUCUUCCAGCAGGUCACUAUGACAGGGAUUCAGGGUCCAUCCAUUCAAGCAGUAAAACCUGAAUUGGCUGCUGUACAUACAGGGCAGGAUUACAUUCGGCAGUCGUAUUGUUUGCAAGAAACAGUCAAGGAACCACCAGGGGCAUUUAAUGGUACUGAUGUUUUAAACACAGAAAUCACAGUGCUUUGAGACACUUUUAUCCUGUGAUUUAGAGGACACUUACUAUACGGACACAAUCCCUCUGGAGCACCCUAAGAUUAGGAGCCUCAUUUAUGGGGUAUAAUGUUCAUUGUCUUGUUCCUGACAGCUUUAGCCUUUUAGUAAUAAAAGAUGGAAUGCGCUACUUGUAUUGACAGUGAUUGGACUCAGGUCUCCGAAUUCUACCUCUGAAGCACCAGUUCUCACGACAGAGACCACGGCAUCAAUGACACAGCCCUAGAUGUUCCUUAAAAGAGGACAUGAAAUGCAUUUUCAAAUCUUUAUAUCAUGUUUCUUGAGGUUAUCAAUGUUUAAUUGCAUAAAAAAAAAGAGUGUACCACGUUUCCAUCCUUAUUUUCACUU
Molecule: messenger RNA, 2755 nt
Organism: Carassius carassius (crucian carp)
Lineage: Eukaryota; Metazoa; Chordata; Actinopteri; Cypriniformes; Cyprinidae
Product: protein sidekick-1-like
Exons: 16
Coding region: 29-2383 (784 amino acids)
Biological process (GO): cytokine-mediated signaling pathway
Cellular component (GO): signaling receptor complex; external side of plasma membrane
Molecular function (GO): cytokine binding; cytokine receptor activity
Source: RefSeq, a predicted model, not a curated record